AUGAGAAAAAGGACAGAUGGAGACCACCUCAAGCUCAUCGACUUCGGCUUCAGCAAGGUGUGGCAGCGCAACACAAAGAUGGACCUUAGCUGUGGUACCCUGUCGUACGUGGCCCCCGAGGUGUUGAGGCAGUCCUACACCAGCCAGUGCGACCUCUGGAGUUUAGGCGUCAUCGCGUUUAUCCUUCUCCUGGGGUACAUGCCCUUUGCUGGGGACGAGGACAGGCAGAAGGACCACAUCAAGGCUGGCAAGUACACGAAGAAGCCGGAGAAGUGGGCCGCGAUAUCCCCGAACGCGUUCAUCGAGCAGUUGCUUGUCGUGGACUCGAGCGUCAGGCUCACCGCCGAGCAGGACGCCCUCGAACAUAGAUUUAUCACCGAGAGGAAGCACAAUGCGAGCCAGGGCGUGGAUCCCGACGUGGCCUCGGAGCUUUGGUGA
Messenger RNA from Prorocentrum cordatum, 438 nucleotides. Lineage: Eukaryota; Dinophyceae; Prorocentrales; Prorocentraceae. The record is from the annotation of a GenBank genome assembly.